UGUAAAGGCCUUUUCUUUAGAUGCGUUGAACCCUUUGAGAGAUAUUACAACUUUAGAAAGGUCUCAUCUCAACCAAUUUAUAUAUCUGUUAAUUGAUAAUGCUUUAUGGAUUUUUGCAAAGAUUAAUUAUCUAUUAUAA
Funneliformis geosporum is the source of this 139-nucleotide messenger RNA. NCBI's taxonomy places the organism in Eukaryota, Fungi, Glomeromycota, Glomeromycetes, Glomerales, Glomeraceae. The record is from the annotation of a GenBank genome assembly.